CUUCUUGAUGUCUGUCUCUCUCGCUCGGCCCGGUCCAGUUAAAAGGCAUCGUUCUUUCUCUAGCUCGGCUCCUUCUUAGAGGCAAAGCCGCGCGGUUCUCGCAGCCUCCAAAAGCGGCCCGUAAGACAAGCUCGGAAACUACGCCUCCCGGCAUGCCUCGCGCUCCUCCCUUACCCAGCAGCUCUAGCGGCGGAGCCGACGACCGGAGCUCUCUCCUGAGCCUCAAGAGCAGCUUUGGAAACUUUCGCUUCUCAGCCGGAACUUGAUUCGCCACCGGCGCGAGAGGCAUGGAAGCGGCGGCGGCGCAUUGCUCCCUGCGCGUGCAGCGGAGUCUGCUGGAUCCCAAGUUCGAGGGCUACAAGCUCUCCCUGGAGCCGCUGGCCUGUUACCAAGUGCCGCUCGAGUCGCCGGUAGCAGAAGUCAGACUUCGAGAUGAGCAGUACACCUUGGAACACAUGCGUGCCUUUGGCAUGUACAAUUACCUGCAGCUGGAUUCCUGGCACCAAGAUAACGUUUACUACAUUGAUCAGCUUGGAAGAGUCAUGAAUUUAUCUGUUGCUCUGGAUACUGCUUUGAAAAAGCCGCGAGAAGUGUUUAGGCUUCCUGCAGACUUGACAGCUUGUGAUAAUCGACUUUGUGCGUCGAUGCAUUUUGCGUCUUCUGCCUGGGUAACUCUUUCCGAUGGAACGGGGAGGCUGUAUCUGAUCCGAACAGGCAAGCGUGGAGAAGAUGCCUGUGAAAAAUGGGAAAUAUUAUUCAAUGAAGAAUUCGAGAGUCCCUUUGUUAUUGUCCACAGCGUCUCCUUUGUGAAGGCCAAUUCACAUUCUGUAGGUGUACUGCUGCUGCGAGUGGAGAAGGACGAAUUGGACGUGCAUGGCAGCGGCUUCCACGUCUCAUUGGAGUGGGUUACAAUUAGGGAGGCGGUGAAAGAGGGUGUCCUGGAGUAUGAGGUUUCAAUGCGUCAGGUUCUUCAAGGAAAGUCAGUUCCUCACUAUGCAGCUAUAGAACCCAGCGGUGAUGGUCUGAUGGUUAUCUCUUACAAACCCUUCACGUUUAUAAGCUGUGAUAACAAAGAUGAGGAAAGCAAAAAGGAGAAGGAGGAAGAAAAAAAGAAAGAUCCCCUCUACUACUGGCAACAAAGUGGAGAUGAUUUGACAGUCACUUUUCGGCUACCGGAAGAGUUCACAAAGGAGGACAUACAAGUUCGCUUUUCUUCGGAUAGUAUCAGUGUGGCACUGAAAGAUCCACUCCUACCUGUGUUGGAAGGAACCCUUUAUUCAUCAAUUGACCAUGAAAGCUCAACAUGGAUAAUUAAAGAAAAUAACAGUUUGGAGAUUUCCUUGAUGAAGAAGGAAGAAGGAUGUAUGUGGCCAGAGCUGAUUGUUGGUGAUUCACAGGGUGAAUUAAUCAUGGACCCUGCCCAGAGUGAAGCGAUAGCCAAGCGUCUGAUGCAUCUUACCUCUGAUGAAAUGAAUCCAGACUCUACCAGAGAAAACCCUCCAUGUAAUGCUCAGGAGCUGGAAGAAUGUGAUAUGUUCCUUGAAGACAGCACAAGUUUGUGCAGAUUUGAUGGUAACACCCAGAAGGUCACCCAUGUGGUCAAUCUUGGGAGCAACCAGUAUCUCUUCUCAGCGGUGGUGGAUCCCAAGGAAAUGCCCUGUUUUUGCUUGCGCCAUGAUGUUGACGCUCUUCUCUGGCAGCCACGCCCAGAUUGGCAGGACAUGUGGGAGCAUGUUUCUACUUUCAAUGCCUUAGGUUAUGUGCAAGCAUCCAAACAAGACAAGAAAUUCAUGGCCUGCGCCCCGAACCAUUCCUAUUCUGCUCUCUGCGAGUGCCUGAGGCGAGUGUUUAUCUAUCGGCAGCCGACUCCUCUUUCCACCGUCCUCUACAACAGAAAAGAAGGAAGACAAGUAGGGCUAGUUGCCAAACAGCUGGUAGCGACUCUGGAAACCCACGACCCAGUUUUGGGGUUUCAAGCAACAAACGAAAGAUUAUUUGUUCUCACAGCAAAAAUCCUGUUUAUAAUAAAAGUAAGCACUGAGAAUUGAAGGCCAAAAAUCUAUCCCAUUGACUUCUCUGCUUUCGACUUGCAGCUCAAAAUAAUGACUUUAUAAAUGCAUUGGAAAGUACAAUGGCAUAUUGGUGCAAAAGCAACAUGUCACAUGUACUAUUAUUUUAACAGCAUGAUCAGUUGUAUGUUAGAAUUUGCCUAUACUUAAGAAGGACAAAAAAUCCAGCUUUAAGCAUCAGUAAUAUGUUGUAUUUGUUGGAAGCCUUAAUCUAAUGUUAUGAGAAAUGUUUCUUUUCCCAUUCUCUUUCAACCCUUUUCAGUGGGCAGGAUCUAGAUGUGCAAAAUGAUUUAUUUGCUGGUUUUUUUACGAACAGAUUUCCACUAUAACUCUUUAAAAAUAAAAUGGAAGUAGCUAGUCUUUUAUUUUCAUAGAAUCUAUCCUACUAAGGUAAAAAAAAACAAACCGAGUCCCUGUUUAAAAAAACAAACUAGAAAAAUAUCCCAGAUAAUUAAAUUGUAACCUAAAGUGUACGAAAACUCCCCCGCCACCCACCCACGUUAUGUUUCACUUCUUCUUAAAUGGCUUCACUUGGCUCAUUGAACAAAUGAGGAGGAAUAUGAACAUCAGCUUGGCUCAGGCAUCUUUUUAAUUGAAGCUAAGCCCAUCUCAUUAUUUGUAAUGGUGGUGAUCAGACUGGGUUGUAUUCUGGUUUCCGAUGAAAAUCUACAGGCAUUUUAGAAAUAAAAUAGGAUGUUUUUUUCAA
Molecule: messenger RNA, 2775 nt
Organism: Heteronotia binoei (common prickly gecko)
Lineage: Eukaryota; Metazoa; Chordata; Lepidosauria; Squamata; Gekkonidae
Gene: NUDCD1
Product: NudC domain containing 1
Exons: 10
Coding region: 288-2048 (586 amino acids)
Source: RefSeq, a predicted model, not a curated record